Messenger RNA from Pyrus x bretschneideri (Chinese white pear), 2960 nucleotides. RefSeq names its product dynamin-related protein 3A. The record is from RefSeq and is a predicted model, not a curated record. Gene Ontology annotation, molecular function: GTPase activity; microtubule binding; GTP binding. Gene Ontology annotation, cellular component: mitochondrion; membrane; microtubule. Gene Ontology annotation, biological process: mitochondrial fission; peroxisome fission. Lineage: Eukaryota; Viridiplantae; Streptophyta; Magnoliopsida; Rosales; Rosaceae.
UGAAACUAAUCCGCCUCCCCUCGUAGUACCUCAGACUUCUGACUUUCAACUUUCCCGUAAAGAAAGGACUAAACAGCUCAAAAACUCAAAGGGCUCCAGGGACACGAUAAUCAAAUCAAACUCUCUCUCUAGUCCCUCUCUCCAAGAAAUUUCCAAAACCCUAGGGCGUCACCCUCCUGUUCCUCCCUGCACGAUCCAAUCCAACCAUGGCCGACGAACCCUCAGUGGCACCCCCCCAAUCCGGUUCGUCUCCUUCACCCUCAGCUUCCCCCCUCGGCAACUCUGUGAUCCCAAUAGUGAACAAGCUCCAAGACAUCUUCGCGCAGCUCGGUUCCCAAUCCACCAUUGAGCUUCCUCAGGUGGCCGUCGUUGGGAGCCAAAGUAGCGGCAAGUCCAGCGUUCUCGAGGCCCUCGUCGGCCGUGACUUCUUGCCGCGUGGUUCUGAAAUUUGCACGCGCCGCCCGCUCGUACUCCAGCUCUUGCAGACCAAGCGCAAUGCUGACGGCACUGACGAGGAAUAUGGGGAGUUCCUGCACGUGCCUGGGAAGCGCUUCUACGACUUCUCCGAGAUUCGGAGGGAAAUUCAGGCCGAGACAGAGAGAGAGGCAGGGGGGAAUAAAGGUGUCACAGACAAGCAGAUACGCUUGAAAAUAUUUUCACCAAAUGUUCUUGAUAUCACUCUAGUAGAUCUACCUGGUAUAACGAAGGUUCCUGUUGGUGACCAACCCUCUGAUAUCGAGGCAAGAAUUAGGACGAUGAUCAUGUCAUACAUCAAAAUUCCAACUUGUUUAAUUCUUGCUGUUACAGCAGCAAAUUCUGACUUAGCAAACUCAGAUGCUCUUCAGAUUGCAGGAAAUGCCGAUCCUGAUGGUCUACGAACCAUAGGAGUAAUCACAAAGUUGGACAUAAUGGAUAGAGGUACUGAUGCCCGUAAUCUGUUGCUUGGAAAAGUGAUUCCCCUGAGACUUGGUUAUGUAGGUGUUGUGAAUCGUAGUCAGGAGGAUAUUAUGAUGAACCGAAGUAUUAAGGAUGCUCUUGUGGCUGAGGAGAAAUUUUUCCGCAGCCGCCCAGUAUAUAAUGGUCUAGCUGAUCGCUGUGGCGUCCCUCAGUUGGCAAAGAAGUUGAACCAGAUUCUGGUGCAACAUAUUAAGGCUGUACUUCCGGGGCUCAAAUCACGCAUAAGCUCCACACUAGUUACUGUUGCCAAGGAGCACGCCAGUUACGGGGAAAUCACAGAAUCAAAGGCUGGUCAGGGAGCUCUACUUCUUAACAUUCUUUCAAAGUACUCUGAAGCAUUUUCUACAAUGGUCGAGGGGAAAAAUGAAGAAAUGUCAACAACUGAGCUUUCUGGUGGAGCGCGAAUUCACUAUAUUUUUCAAAAUAUCUUUGUGAAGAGUUUGGAGGAGGUGGAUCCAUGUGAGGAUCUUACAGAUGAUGACAUUCGAACUGCCAUUCAAAAUGCCACUGGUCCUAGAUCUGCAUUAUUUGUACCAGAAGUUCCUUUUGAAAAUCUUGUCCGGAGGCAAAUAGCUCGCUUGUUAGAUCCAAGCCUUCAGUGCGCUAGGUUCAUAUAUGACGAGUUGAUGAAGAUUAGCCAUCGCUGCCUAGUAAGUGAAUUGCAGCGAUUCCCUAUUCUAAGAAAGCGGAUGGAUGAAGUCAUAGGGAACUUCCUGCGGGAAGGCCUUGAACCCUCUGAGACAAUGAUUGGGCAUAUUAUUGAGAUGGAGAUGGACUACAUCAAUACUUCACAUGCAAAUUUUGUUGGUGGGAGUAAGGCUGUGGAUGUUGCAUUGCAACAGGUGAAAUCAUCUCGGAUACCACUGCCUCUUUCAAGGCAAAAGGAUGGUGUAGAUUCUGAUAAGGCACCAACAUCUGAAAGAAGUUUGAAAUCUAGAUCAAUUCUUGCCCGACCGGUAAAUGGAUUCGUGCCUGAACAGGGUGCACGACCUGUGGCAGACAAUGAAAAAGUUGCAUCAUCUGGGAAUAUAUUAGGAGGUUCAACUGGUUCAAGUUGGGGGAUUUCUUCAAUUUUUGGUGGGAAUGAUAACCGCACACCAGCUAAAGAAAGCUUAAUAAACAAGCCAUAUAAUGAACCUAUUAACAACAUUGAACAAGCAGUCUCAAUGAUCCAUUUAAGCGAGCCCCCAACUAUAUUGAGGCCCACAGAGAGCCACUCAGAGCAGGAGACAAUUGAAAUUGCAGUCACAAAACUCCUAUUAAGAUCUUACUAUGACAUUGUUAGGAAGAAUAUACAGGAUUCUGUACCAAAAGCAAUAAUGCACUUCCUGGUGAAUCAUACAAAGCGUGAGCUGCACAACGUCUUCAUUAAGAAGCUUUACCGUGAGAACCUGUUUGAAGAGAUGCUGCAGGAGCCAGAUGAAGUAGCAAUGAAAAGAAAGCGAACCCGGGAAACCCUCCGAGUUCUGCAACAGGCUUUCCGGACGUUGGAUGAACUGCCUUUGGAAGCUGACACAGUUGAAAAAGGUUAUUCUUUGGGUGCUGAUCCAACAGGGUUGCCAAAGAUCCAUGGCUUGCCAACAUCAUCACUGUAUAAUACAAGUAGUUCACAUGAUUCCUACUCUUCACCUAAGAAUACAAAGUCUAGAAAGUCGUCUCACUCAGGGGAGCUUCACUCGCCAUUUUAUUCUAAUGCGGAUUCAAAUGGAAGUGGACGCAUGUACAUGCCUAGUCUAUAUCCAACUGUUGAUCCAUAAGCAGGUUCGUGUAGCAAUGCAAGUCUUUCGUAUUGUCGAAGCAUUAUAUUCAUUUGAUUGCUCUUCCGAUUCUGUUGGUGAUUGGAAGUUCACCUUCAGUAGGCAGACUGUCGGGGAGUUGGUAUUUUGUUCCAACUGAUGAGUUGUGCAAAUCAGGGGGUAUCAGGCAUUGCUGUUUCCUCUGCAUAUUUAUCUACCCUUUUUAUUUAUUUAUAUAUAAUAGUAUAGAAGGCAGACGAUUGUUGA